Messenger RNA from Priceomyces carsonii, 480 nucleotides. RefSeq names its product Duo1p (gene DUO1). Bases 1 to 480 code for a protein of 159 amino acids. The transcript has a single exon. The record is from RefSeq and is a predicted model, not a curated record. Gene Ontology annotation, biological process: mitotic cell cycle. Gene Ontology annotation, cellular component: mitotic spindle; DASH complex. Lineage: Eukaryota; Fungi; Ascomycota; Pichiomycetes; Serinales; Debaryomycetaceae.
AUGGAAGGGUCUUCUAGUAAUAAUAGGCAGUUGGCACUAGAGAGAGAGUUGAGCCAGCUUUCUAAAAUAAAUGAUACUGUUUCUAACCUUAUAGAUGCAAUUAAAACAACAUCAAGUAAUAUUCAACAAACAAAUCGUGCUACUCAAAACACCAAGACUCUCUUGAACCAAUGGAUUCGAAUAUUAUCACAAGCAAACUUCACAAAUGAAAUAAUAAAUGACGAUAAUUGGAAUGGCAAGAACAUAAGCGUGACAGAAGAUGAAAUUGAAUAUAAGCUUAAUUUGGAGAAGCAAUUAGAUGAAACGUAUCGAAAACUUAUUAUGGAGAACGAGGAGUUAUCAAGAAAGAUUGAAUCAAAAGAGAACGAGAAGACAAGGACUGAAAUACGAGGUAGAGAAAUGUCUGCAAGACGAAUGAAUGAACUAGGAUUGUCUCACGUAAGAGGGUCAAGGAGAGGUAGAGUGAGAGGUCGUAGGUAG